Molecule: messenger RNA, 507 nt
Organism: Andrographis paniculata
Lineage: Eukaryota; Viridiplantae; Streptophyta; Magnoliopsida; Lamiales; Acanthaceae
Exons: 2
Coding region: 1-507 (168 amino acids)
Source: RefSeq, a predicted model, not a curated record
AUGGUUUUGCAGCAGCAGUAUCGCGAAAGAGGCUUCCAGAAAUAUUCUGAGCUGAUCACCUGUUUUUUGCUGGCCAAACAAAAUAAUGAAUUGCUGUUGAAAAAUCACGAAUCUCGGCCAACAGGUGCAAAUCCAUUUCCAGAGGCAAAUGCAAUACAACCGGCAAAUCCGGUGCGUGGCCGUGGGCAGAACAUGCCCCGAUAUGUGCCAAAUCGGCGUUAUAAUGACAGAAGGCCGCACAUACCUCUACAUAGGUUCAACACCAGGAGAAAAAGAAACAAUGACGAUGAAUGCACCCGGUGUGGAAUCAAAGGCCAGUGGGCCCAUGUUUGUCGCACGACCAGUCAUUUGGCUGAAUUGUAUCGGGCCUCAAAAGAAAGACAUGAAAGAAUUGUCCCCGAAACAAAUUACGCUGCCCACGAUGACACAUUUGACGAUGUGAUGAAUGAAAAUAUCACGCACCUGGAUGCCGAUGAUUUGCUUGACAUAGCUGAUGAUGUUAAAUGA